Molecule: messenger RNA, 4549 nt
Organism: Anopheles maculipalpis
Lineage: Eukaryota; Metazoa; Arthropoda; Insecta; Diptera; Culicidae
Product: ecdysone-induced protein 75B, isoforms C/D-like
Exons: 5
Coding region: 1-4407 (1468 amino acids)
Biological process (GO): negative regulation of transcription by RNA polymerase II; positive regulation of transcription by RNA polymerase II; hormone-mediated signaling pathway
Molecular function (GO): zinc ion binding; nuclear receptor activity; RNA polymerase II cis-regulatory region sequence-specific DNA binding
Source: RefSeq, a predicted model, not a curated record
AUGCAGUGCAUGCGAAGUGUUGGUCAAGGCGGUGGUGGAGGAGGAGGAGUUGGUGUUACAGGUGGUGGGGCAGUGGAACGAAAGAUCCUGAUAAAGACGGAAGACUCACGUGGAGUGGCGAAUGGUGUCGAUGGCGUCAGUGGUGAGCACAACCACGAUCGAAGGUCACAGGAAGACGUGGAGCCGUGCCAUCUUGGCCCGCAGGUUGGGAGCGGGUCGGACGAUAAGAAGCUGAUGCCCACGCCGGAGGUGCGAACAUUCGUAAUAAGCGAAAAUCAGUGCAUCGUGUACGGGGCACGGGCGGGAGGAAGUGAAGAAUCAAGGGCAACCGCAACGUCACCCCUGCCUUCGUCCACGCUCCAGCAGCUACCCAUCUCCCAUCUGCCACCGAAGAAAACGCUCAAACUGGCCCUCGGGCUACGGGGUCCAAUAUCCCCAACGACCACCACAUCCCGGCAACCGUCACCUCCACCACUCACCUUACGCCGGCCAUCCGAGGACCCGGACCGGAUGAUGGCGCGGAUACAGAUCGUGUCCAAGGCGCACCAACACUCGUGCGACGAUGACGACGACGAGGCCGCCGACGGCGGACAGAAUCUACCGGUGCAGAGUGGUGUACUGGUGGGCGGUGGUCAGGGAGUACAUGUGAUAAGAGAUGGACGGUUCUAUCAACCUGCUUCAACGCAGCCACAGCUGCAGCAAGAUGCUCGCACUGACGUGAAGACGGAGCACGACCGGCAAGAACCGGACCACGCUCUGCUGGAGGAAGGCACGCGCGGUGGAUCGUUCCGCGUACAGCAGCACAGCAGCAUCAUCGUUACGAACGGUGGUGGCCGUCAUUCGUCACCAUCAUCCCCACCACCACCGCCACCACCACCUUCCCACCAAGGAGGACGCCUUUCGCCUGCCGGAAGCGGAGGUGUCGGGGUAGUGCAACAUCCUCACACUUCCAGCAGCAUCACGACCACGAUCCUCGUGUCAAACGAGCGUGCUUCCAGCUACAGCAAGCCGCCAACGCAGGCUACCUCUACUACAGCAACGACGGUUUCAAGCAGCAAGCAGCAGCAGCAGCAACACAGUAACAAUCAUCAUCAACACGGACACGUAACCUCAAUGCAGCCUCCACCUCCACCGCCACCGCUGAAGCUACCCAAGAGCGGUGGUGGACACGAGGAACCGUCCAGUUCCAUGCCUGAUUUAGAAUUCGAUGGCACAACCGUCCUGUGCCGGGUGUGCGGUGAUAAGGCGUCCGGUUUCCAUUACGGUGUCCAUUCCUGUGAAGGAUGCAAGGGUUUCUUCCGGCGGUCGAUACAGCAGAAGAUCCAGUACCGGCCGUGCACGAAAAAUCAGCAGUGCAGCAUACUGCGAAUAAACCGCAACCGCUGCCAGUACUGCCGAUUGAAGAAGUGCAUCGCCGUCGGCAUGAGUCGUGACGCGGUCAGGUUUGGGCGUGUACCGAAGCGGGAAAAGGCCCGCAUACUGGCCGCGAUGCAGCAGAGCACACAGAAUCGGGGCAACCAGCGGGCCCUGGCCAGCGAGCUAGACGAUCAGCCCCGUCUGCUGGCGAGCGUACUGCAGGCGCACAUCGAAACGUGCGAGUUUACGCGGGAAAAGGUCGCCGCCAUGCGUCAGCGGGCCCGCGACUGCCCGAGCUACUCGAUGCCGACUUUGGCAUGUCCCCUCAACCCAGCGCCGGAGCUACAAUCGGAGCAGGAGUUUAGUCAGCGAUUCGCACACGUUAUCCGGGGUGUGAUCGACUUUGCCGGCAUGAUACCCGGCUUCCAGCUGCUAACGCAGGACGACAAAUUUACCCUCCUGAAGGCGGGUCUGUUCGAUGCACUGUUCGUGCGAUUGAUCUGCAUGUUUGACACCACAAUCAACUCGAUCAUCUGCCUGAAUGGGCAGGUGAUGCGGCGCGACACCAUCCAGAACGGUGCGAACGCAAGGUUCCUCGUCGACUCGACGUUUAACUUUGCCGAGCGCAUGAACUCGAUGCAUCUGACCGACGCCGAGAUCGGACUGUUCUGUGCAAUCGUACUGAUCACGCCCGAUCGACCGGGGCUACGCAACGUCGAGCUGAUCGAGCGGAUGUACACGAAGCUGAAGGCUUGCCUGCAGACCGUUAUCUCCCAGAAUCGACCGGAUAAGCCAGAGUUCAUGCAGGAGCUGUUGCGUACGAUGCCCGAUCUACGCACGCUCAGCACACUGCACACGGAGAAGCUGGUUGUGUUCCGGACGGAGCACAAGGAACUUUUGAGGCAACAGAUGUGGUCGGCCGAGGAAGAUCCGGGUGCCGUGCUGGAUGCGAAGAGUCCGGCCAGUUGGAGCUGCGACGGUAAUCAGGUGGAGGUCGAGAUCGCCAAAAGCCCGAUGAGUUCCGUGUCGAGCACGGAGUCUACGGAAACGUCCUCCUCCUCUUCUUCGUCCUCCUCCGAGUACCAUCACCUGCAUCACCACCAUCAUCAUCACCACAACGGUGGCAUAUCGUCGGCAGCUUCCGCUGCUGCCCCACUGCUCGCCGCUACCCUGUCCGGUGCCUGUCCCAUCAUACGGCAUCGUGCAAGUUCGGGAUCGUCGGCGGAGGAUGAUCUUAUCGGUGGUACGGCGCAACAUUUGGCCCAGAACGGGCUAACCAUUACGCCCGUCAUCCGUUCGGUUGGUUCUUCAUCGUCGUCGGCCUCGUCCGCUUCAGGCGCCUCGAGUCACCUUCACCACCAUCAUCACCAUCAUCACGUGUCGCGGUACCGCAAGCUCGACUCGCCGACCGAUUCCGGCAUCGAAUCUGGCAACGAGAAGCACGACAAUCCAUCCCCGCAGCAAGCGCAACAGCAGCAUCUGCUGCUCCACCCAAAGCCGGCCGCCAGUAGCAGCGUCAGCAGUGAUUCCUCGUCCUGCUCCAGCCCCCGCUCAUCACUCGAGGAUCCCGCCCUGGAAGAUAGUAGCAGUAACCAGAGCAAAGCACUCCAUCACCCACAGCAAUCCCUGGCGCGCCAUGCGAGCGUCGAGAACAUGCCGGUUCUGAAGCGUGUCCUGCAAGCACCGCCCCUAUACGACACCAACAGCCUAAUGGACGAGGCGUACAAACCUCACAAGAAGUUCCGCGCCAUGCGCCAUCGCGAGAGUGAAGCGGAAGCGGCCUCCUCCUCUACCACGUCCGCAUCAUCCUCACCGGUAGCGGUAACAACCGUGCUUGCAUCCUCUUCCUCGCCACGACCGGCGGCGGCCCAGCCCCACCAGCAGCAGCAAUCGUCCGUCGUGACGGCGGCAGCUCCAUCACCACCGCAGCACCAUCAGUCCCAGCUGCACAUGCAUUUAACCCGACCUCAGACACAGUCCCACCAAAGCACCGGCAGCUUCCUGCAAUCGACGUCGGCAAGGUCCAGCCCGCAGCCACCGGUUAACGGGCAGCAGCAUCACAGCACCACCUACUCAUCGCUCUCGAGCACACACUCCGUGCUGGCCAAGUCACUGAUGGAGGAACCGCGCAUGACUCCGGAGCAGAUGAAGCGCACCGACAUCAUCCACAACUACAUUAUGCGUGAGUCGGCCCAGGAGCAGCAGCAGCAGCAGAACUACAUCAAGCAGCAGCAGCAGCAGCAGCAACAGCAGGGAGGACUGCUUGUCUGUGGACCGAAUGUAGCGAAUGGUGUGUUCCAGCGUGCUUCACCUCAUCUAACCGUGUCCGCCGUGUCUCCGGCACCGUCCUCCUCCUCCUCAUCUUCCUCCUCGAGUCCUGCCUCCGCACCGAACGGAGGAUGUCCGUUUGGAGGUGCCCGGUUCCAGCAGGUGAUCCACGGUGGUGCAGCGGCCAGUGUCAUCACGACAACCGGUCACCGUGCCCAGCAGACACCGUCGCCGGGUAGCCUCACACCACCCGAUACCUCCUCCUCGUCGUCCUCCUCGUCGUCGUCGCUUUCGGUCGUGUCCUCACCACCGUCGGCGGCCUCACCCUCCUCUUCCUCGUCGACGAGCAUCCGCUACUUCCAGUCACCACACUCCACGAUGACCUCACCGGCACCGCCGGCCUCCCCAUCGUCGGUAGUGGUCGCACCGCCGCUCACACCUUCACCGCGCCUAAUCGAGCUAAAGGUGGACAUUGGCAGUAGUGGGGCAGCGGCCUCCACCACCACCACCCUCGAUCCGUGCCAGCAACCAUUGAACCUGUCGAAGAAAUCGCCAUCGCCCGCCCCGGUCGGUGUGGUGUCGGUCGUCCAACGGUCAAUGGUGCUGCCUACCGCGUCCUCCUCCACAUCGCCCGCACCCAUCUCACCGGUGGCACCUGCUGCAACGACGGUGGUAGUGGCGACCAGCAGCAGCAGCAGCAGCAGCAGCAGCAGCAGUAGCAGUAGUACUAGUGCCAGUGCCAGCAGCAAUCCCACCAUUCACAAGAUCCUACUCGAGGCGUAAAAGAGAGAGAGAGAGAGAGAGAGUCAUACGAAAGUAAACCACAAGAGGCAGACCACAGAGAUAUAUCCGGACGAGAAGGGGAGUCGUCGAGAACCUUACAUCUACACAUCUGUACAAACUUUUUAAUGUGUUAAGGCAACGG